Molecule: messenger RNA, 357 nt
Organism: Lactuca virosa
Lineage: Eukaryota; Viridiplantae; Streptophyta; Magnoliopsida; Asterales; Asteraceae
Source: the annotation of a GenBank genome assembly
AUGCUAGAUCGCGCCACCAUGGCGACCGCCACUGACACCAUGUUAACUACCGUAACAACUCACCACAACCAAUUUCCAAAUUUCAGAAGCGUGUUUGGACGAUUGAGCUCAGAUUACAUCAUUUGCAUGGCUGAGGACGAAAUUGGAAUUUACGCAAUAAAGUAUGCCAUGAGAGCACUUAGAAACCAUCAUCUUGAGGAGGAGGGAGCUUAUUCCCUUCUCAAAACUUAUUGCUUCUCAGCAACUAACUCCCAUGAUCAUCCUUAUUUCAGACCCACCUUGAAUUUUGUACACAUCAGAGUUGACAUACUAGAGCCAUCUUUUUGCCAAUAUCCCUCCGUAAAGAAAAAGUCCUAG